GGAGGAKGAGGAGGAAGAGGAGGAGGGGAGGCAGACGGACUCGGGAAUUCCUCAGCUCUCCUCAAAUUUCUCCAAACCACGGACCUUCAGCUCCACUCUAUCCGGCGCACACAUCCCGACAAGCAGCCYCCCUUUUCCCCUCAAAGGAACCACUUUAACAAAACGAUGUUGCGAAGUGUCGCUCCGCUCCUUCUGCUGGCUGUGGCUCUCUGUAACGCCGAGGAGGUGCAGAGCAAGAGCAAAGUGUGUGCCAACGUGUUCUGUGGGGCCGGCAGGGAGUGCGCCGUCAACGAGAAGGGGGAGCCGAGCUGCCUGUGCAUAGAGAGCUGUAAGCCCCACAAGAGGUCAGUGUGUGGCAGCAACGGUAAGACCUACAGAAACCACUGUGAGCUCCACAGAGAUGCUUGUCUCACCGGACUGAAGAUCCAAGUGGCCCACGAUGGACACUGCCGGGAAAAGAAAACCAAGCAGGCAGCUGCCAAUCCAGUGGUGUGCUUCGCCGCUGAUCGCAACGAGUUGAGGAGUCGGGUCAUCCAGUGGCUGCAGACUGAGGUCGUCCCAGACGGCUGGUUUGUAAAGGGCUCCAACUUCUCUGAAACCCUGCUGAAGUACUUUAAGUCUUAUGACAACGGUGACGCUCAGCUGGACUCCUCAGAGCUGCUCCGCUUCAUCCAGCACAAYGACUCGGUCGUGCAGCUGCAGUCCUACGCAGACCAGGAGAGCAACAAGCUGCUCAGGAGUCUGUGUGUUGACGCCCUCAUCGAGCUAUCCGACGAGAACGCCGAUUGGAAGCUGAGCUUUGAUGAGUUCCUCAACUGUCUGAAGCCUGGUUUCAACCCACCAGAGAAAAAGUGUGCCUUGGAGGAUGAAUCAUACGAGGACGGAGCCGAGACCCAGGUGGAGUGUAACCGCUGCGUCUGUGCUUGUGGCAACUGGGUCUGCACCGCCAUGACCUGCAGUGGGAAAGACAAACAGGCGGCUGCGGAUGAGUCAGCAGAUGAUGGAGCAGAGAUGACGGACGAGGAGUGGAACCUUCGUGUGGCUGAGCUCAACAAACAUCAGGAGACAGCAGAGAAGAUGAAGGCCAGCACAAAAGAGGUCUGAAUAAGGACCUCAUAAAAGAAGAGGAUGGUGCCGUCGCUCUUCUUUCAUACUUAAUUUACUUUGAGUUUUAUUAAACUGACUUUUCUUUUUUUAUCUGCUAUAUUAUUAUUAUUAUUAUUGUUGUUGUUGUUAUCAUCUAUUUUUACAGUGUUUAAGUGUUUGCUGUGUUUGAUUCUAAGGCAGUCAGAAUGUAACUGGGUCGCCUUGUGUUCAGUACUGUUAUGGUUGAUUGUAUUACUGUGCCCCCUACUAAAACUAUGAGGGCUAGUUUUUACUACAGCUUUUCUAUAGUUUUUUUAAUUUCUAUUUUUUAUUUUUUUUUAGUUAGCAUAAAAGUUGUCACUGUUUUAGACUAGAAGUCAGGUGAUUUCGAGGAUUUUAAAGUUAGGAGCCUUGAGGAUUUCAUUUGUUAAAAUGGUGUUUCUCCAUUUAAACAAAGUGAAACAAGAAGGUAAAACUACUUGUGCUUUUUAAUUUUGUUGCCAUUUAGAAAUGCCACUGUAGGCCAACAACCAUUGCACUUCUUUUCUGUUCAUUUCUUUCUGUCGCUCUCACCACAAUAGUCUUUAUUUGUAUUUUACUGCUUAAGUAAUUAUUUUAAAGCAAAAAAAAGUGUUUCUAUGUAUAGCAUUGAGUUGGAGCUUAUCUUGUUACCRUGUUAUGCUUUGACAAGUCUCUCUGGUGAUUUUAUUUUAUUAUUAUUAUUUUUUUUACUUUUUAAAGAUUUCUGUCUUGUUUUUCUGGGUUGAAGUCAGACAACAGCUCUCUGAGUGCACCAGUGAGACCUGAUCUGAGUAUAACAUGGUGAAAACUGAAACCAAAGUCUUAAUGAAGUGUUUGAAUGAUGUAAAAUGUUUAAUCCGGGUAAAGCAUUACUCUGGACCCAGCAACAAUACUAUACCUGUGCUUUCAAAAUCACUAACAGAAGGACUAGCCUCGCAGUCAGCUGAAGUAGCAUAGAUGCACCAGUAACCGGGUGCAAAUAAAAUGUGUGUUUGUGCUUUUAUUGUGAAUCUGAAAGUAGAUUUUUUAAAGUGUUUAUUUGUAUCUAAAUUUGGGAUGUAUGAUGAGAAAAAUCAGUGCCUUAGACCUACAAAAAGACUCGUCUUCUACCUUUGCCUCCACAUCGGUUGUUGAAAGAAUGAGCACGCUUUGCUGACGUUUAUCGAAAACUAGUUAGUGCUUUUAAAUCUGUCUCCUGAAAACAUCUGAGUGAAAUUUGCUUUUACUCGGUGUGAGCUAGAUUUUUUUUUUCUUUGUGCCACUAAAAGUGCAGUUUGUAAGGAAUGUCUGCCAUUAAAACCCCUACAACACAAAACUGA
Molecule: messenger RNA, 2426 nt
Organism: Austrofundulus limnaeus
Lineage: Eukaryota; Metazoa; Chordata; Actinopteri; Cyprinodontiformes; Rivulidae
Gene: fstl1b
Product: follistatin-like 1b
Exons: 11
Coding region: 166-1104 (312 amino acids)
Biological process (GO): regulation of BMP signaling pathway; cell differentiation; multicellular organism development
Cellular component (GO): extracellular region
Molecular function (GO): protein binding; calcium ion binding
Source: RefSeq, a predicted model, not a curated record